AUGUCCUCCGGCGAAAAGAAAGAAGGCGGUCUGAUGACCAACUCGGAGCCUCUAACCGAGAGCUUGCCGGAGCAGCUAGAAGCGCAAGUUGUAAACCAAGAUGCCGAAGCCGAGAAGCGUCUCGCGCGGUUACACGAACUAUACGGAGCAACGUGGGACGGGCCCGAUGACCCUAACGAUCCAUACAACUGGCCCGAGUGGCGGAAGGUCUCAAUCGGUGUUAUCUUCUCUGUCGGCCAGCUCGUGACUUUAAUGUCAGCCAGCAUAAUGGCAGCGGCCCUUAGUAGCAUAUCUCGCGAUCUAAACAUCGACGCGUCGACUUCACAGAUCACUCUCUCCAUAUACUUCCUCGGGUUGGGGAUUGGCCCAUUCUUUAUAGCUGCUCUUGCAGAGAUGAAUGGUCGGAAGAACAUCUGGAUCAUCAGCAACGCUUGGUAUAUCCUAUGGAAUGCGCUUUGCCCCGUGGGAAAAUCUACAGGCCUGAUGAUUACCGGUAGGUUUCUCGCUGCGACGGGCGCGGGAGCCGGUAUUAUACUUACGGGUCCUGUUAUGGCGGAUAUGUACCACGCAAAAGAUCGUGGUAAGUCACUUGCCAUAGCCUCUUUUCUUCCGUAUUUGGGUCCGGCUCUAGGUCCUAUCGUCGGCGGGGUCGUUGUACAGCUUGUCUACUGGCCGUGGCUCUUCUGGAUCGUAAGCAUCUUCGACGCAGUCAUAGUCUUAUUGGGGGCAUUUAUCAUCAAAGAGUCCUACACCCCGGUUCUGCUACGUCGAAAGGCGGUCGCAAGAUCCGAGUCGGCCGUGCCAGCUUUAUCUCCACAGCAAUGGGCAUUCUGGAAAGAUUUUUUCUCCCGGCUAGCGAUCUAUCUUCGACGACCGCUUCGGCUCCUUAUCCGGCGACCAAUCAUUCAAGUCAUAUCUCUCGUCCUUGCUUUGAACUUUGGUAUCUAUACAUUAAUGCUCUCAACUUUUGCAACGCUCUGGAUCGAUUGGUACGGACAGUCCGCCCUCAUUAGCAGUUUACACUACCUAUCUUUCUCGAUUGGCUUUUGUAUGACGGCGCAGAUAGGGGCAAGAAUUAGUACGUUGGGUUAUUCCUCGAGAGCUUUCUAUUAG
This is a messenger RNA of Daldinia childiae, 1113 nucleotides long. RefSeq lists its product as uncharacterized. Bases 1 to 1113 code for a protein of 370 amino acids. Gene Ontology annotation, biological process: transmembrane transport. Gene Ontology annotation, molecular function: transmembrane transporter activity. The record is from RefSeq and is a predicted model, not a curated record. Lineage: Eukaryota; Fungi; Ascomycota; Sordariomycetes; Xylariales; Hypoxylaceae. The transcript is spliced from 2 exons.